CUUCCGCGCCUAUAGUAUUCAAGUCACGGCGCUAAGACCUAAUGGCGGAGAGAGAGAGUGUGUGUGUGUGUGUGUGAGAACGUAUAUGUAAAGCAACUUCUUUAUUCUUACACUUUUGCCUUUUUCUUUUAUAUCUCCACACGAAGAAACGCGUCCAUUUCGUAAUGUCCAACUGGAAAAACGUCAACAACUGGCAUUGGGUCAGCAAGAAUUGUCUCAACUGGACUCAAAAGUACUUUGAAGAACAACUCGUUGGCUUGGAGGCAGAGAAGAAUGAAAGUAAAGUCAAGGUCACCAAGGUGGACGAGUGUACUGGUGACGUAGAGCUUUCGAACCGUAAGGGCAAGAUUAUCACUAUCUAUGACGUCCAAUUGAAGCUUAGCUGGGAAGGGACAACGGCAGACGGGACAGAUGCCACUGGCAAAGUCUUGGUUCCCGAGGUCGCCCACGACACCGAGGCAGAUGAAUAUGUGUUUGAAAUUUCUGUCGACGACGAUAACAAUGACAAGCAGCCUCUCCGCGAAGUGAUCAGAAAAGCAUUGACGCCAUCACUUGUUAAGAAAUUCGAGGCAUUCUCUGGGGAUCUCAUCAAAAAGCAUGGCUCAGAUGUUCAUAUCGAAAAGGAUCAAUUGGGUGCAGCAGCAGCAGCAGCAGCAGCUAAUAAUGCAUCUGAAACUGUCACCAAGACCCGUACAUCGAUCAACAACAGUAGCAGUAGUCAAAAGCCAGCAACAGCAGCAGCAACAGGCGGUGCUAGCGCAAAGGGUUCGUCAUCCACCAAAGUCAACACGACAACACUUGAAGAGGUCGUUGAAUUUCAAACUUCUGCACAUGAACUUUACGAAACAUUGCUCGACACACCGCGAGUCUCGAUCUGGACACGCGGUCCUGCCAAGAUCUCCAAGGAGAAGGGAAGCAAGUUUGAAUUGUUUAACGGCAAUGUGAGGGGUGAGCUCCUGGAGACGGAACCGGAUAAAAAGAUUGUACAAUCUUGGCGGUUGCAAUCAUGGCCCGAAGGUCACUAUUCAACGGUAACCAUGACGCUGGAUCAAAAAAGCGAUUGCGUUCAGUUGCAUGUGAAGCAAACCGGUGUGCCGAUCGGCGAGGAGGAACUGACGCAGCGGAACUGGACAGGCUAUUACUGGCGGUCGAUCAAGCAAGCUUUCGGCAUGGGUGCAGUAUUUUAGAUCUGUGAUCACGAUUACUAUUAUUAUUUUAGAGACCAGAAAACAUAACAAUAAAGAGGAAAGACGCAAGUUAAUACAAACAAGACAUGAGAGUUCAUUGCUUAUUUGUUGGGAGUGUCAAACAAUGUACACAAAUACGCAGCGUCAGUUGUUGAUUGCUUAAUUUACUUUUAUAUCUUGAUUUUUGCGUGUAUGUGAUGUGCAAUGUGUGUGUGUGUGUGUGUGUGUG
Molecule: messenger RNA, 1416 nt
Organism: Zychaea mexicana
Lineage: Eukaryota; Fungi; Mucoromycota; Mucoromycetes; Mucorales; Lichtheimiaceae
Product: activator of Hsp90 ATPase
Exons: 8
Coding region: 165-1187 (340 amino acids)
Biological process (GO): positive regulation of ATP-dependent activity; protein folding
Cellular component (GO): cytosol
Molecular function (GO): ATPase activator activity; protein-folding chaperone binding
Source: RefSeq, a predicted model, not a curated record